AAUAAGUGUAGGGAGUAAACUUGCAAAAGCUGCAGCUUGCUCAGUGUGCUUUGGAGAUAACUUUGCCUCUCUGCAAACCUUCACCAUGGUUGACGCCUUCUGCGCCUCUUGGAAACUGGUUGACAGUGAGAACUUUGAUGACUACAUGAAAGCACUUGGUGUGGGCUUUGCCACUAGGCAGGUCGGUAAUGUGACCAAGCCGACUGUGAUCAUCAGCCAGGAGGGAGACAAGCUGGCGAUCCGCACCCAGAGCACCUUCAAAAACACGGAGAUCUCCUUCACGCUGGGAGAGGAAUUUGAUGAAACCACUGUUGAUGACAGGAACUGCAAGUCCACAGUGACUCUGGAGGGGGACAAGUUGGUCCACGUCCAGAAGUGGGACGGAAAAGAGACCAAGAUUGUCCGAGAGAUCAAGGACGACAAGAUGGUCAUAAAUUUGACUUUUGAAGACGUCCAUUCUGUCCGUACCUACGAGAAGGCAUGAGUGCUCUAACAGACAGCAUCCUGAACCGGCAAUAACUGAUGAUUUUGGGAUUAUUGUGGAUUGUAUGCUUCUCUUUGCACUUCAUCUUCUUCCACAUGUACAAGGCCUGCAAGCUGCACAUGUUUUGUAAGAUUUUUUUUAUAUGAAUACUUUUCUGUCAUGAUGGACGGAUCGCUUUGAAAACCUGUGUGAAACAUGAAAUAAAAAAAGAAAAAACGCA
Molecule: messenger RNA, 704 nt
Organism: Melanotaenia boesemani (Boeseman's rainbowfish)
Lineage: Eukaryota; Metazoa; Chordata; Actinopteri; Atheriniformes; Melanotaeniidae
Product: fatty acid-binding protein, brain-like
Exons: 4
Coding region: 86-484 (132 amino acids)
Biological process (GO): fatty acid transport
Cellular component (GO): nucleus; cytosol
Molecular function (GO): fatty acid binding
Source: RefSeq, a predicted model, not a curated record